AUGUCGUGGCUCCUUGACGACAAAGGCCUGGAGAUCUUGUACAAGGCUCAAGUUCGUUCCUACCCGGAGGACUCGUGCCUUGUUUGGGGAGGAGCGGCGAGCAGGCAUCUUUCCCUCCUGGACAGGGUACAGGCUCGGGCAGUGAGGUUCAUAAAGGACAGUGGAGGCAGAAAUAAGCCAAAGCUCCACUCCCUUCAACAUCGCAGGGACGUAGCGGGCCUCGCUGUGAUGUACAAAAUACAACAACAGCGAAUCCCGCAUCUCCAAGCUCUCCGCCAGCCCCUGCGGCGGGCACAAGUGACCACCCGGGCUGUCACUUUAAUGCCUGCUGAAUUAUUUCAGUGUCGAUGCCGUACUUGGCACCAUCAACGCCAGUACGUCCAUCAUUAUAGUGAACUAUGGAACACCUUAAUUGCUGCACAGAUAGACUUCAGUAAAAUGAAUCUGCAGCAAUUCAAGGAAUGUGUGAACGUCUGGUUGCCAUAA
This is a messenger RNA of Scylla paramamosain (green mud crab), 486 nucleotides long. RefSeq lists its product as uncharacterized. NCBI's taxonomy places the organism in Eukaryota, Metazoa, Arthropoda, Malacostraca, Decapoda, Portunidae. The record is from RefSeq and is a predicted model, not a curated record. The coding region runs from base 1 to 486 and encodes 161 amino acids. The transcript has a single exon.